Molecule: messenger RNA, 255 nt
Organism: Aspergillus japonicus CBS 114.51
Lineage: Eukaryota; Fungi; Ascomycota; Eurotiomycetes; Eurotiales; Aspergillaceae
Product: cytochrome b5-like heme/steroid binding domain-containing protein
Exons: 2
Coding region: 1-255 (84 amino acids)
Cellular component (GO): intracellular membrane-bounded organelle; membrane
Molecular function (GO): heme binding
Source: RefSeq, a predicted model, not a curated record
AUGUCUCAAUCCUUCACCCCCACCGAUGUCGCUGCGCACAACACCCCAGACAAGGGCCUCUACAUCAUCAUCGACAACAACGUUUUCGAUGUCACCAACUUCGUGGAUGAGCACCCCGGCGGCGCGAAGAUCCUGAAGCGCGUCGCAGGCAAGGACGCUACAAAGCAGUUCUGGAAGUAUCACAACGAGGGUGUGCUGAAGAAGUAUACGCCUAAGCUGAAGGUUGGAGAGAUCAAGGAAGCCGCCAAGUUGUGA